CAUCACCUACAUACCUAUUAGACUGAAAAAUGAUUAUGAAACAGAUUCAGAAUUCUGAACCCAGACCGAAAAGCCUGUAGGACGACUGAUUUAUUUAUUAUACCAAAUGUCCACAGACACUGGUACCAUUGUGCAGAACAGUCAGUGGUGGAACUGGUUAAGGCUCCAUUAAGAAGGAAUAGCACACUUUUCUUCCUUGACAAAUGAUCAGCUAGACUUGCCAGCCAAUAUCUGACUUAUGGUAUUAUAGCCGUGAGCAAAAAGAUGUUUAUAAGUUUUCCAUUUUAAAUCUGGUUUCUGACGUUUAAUUAUAGAAUCACAGUUACGUGUCUAAAAUAAGCUACACAGGAAAAACCGCUUUGCUUGAAUAUUCAGUGAUGAAUCCCAAUUACUCAUAAUUGUUUCAAAUAUGUUACGGGAAACACGAAUUGUUUUGUUGUUUUGUGCAAUGGUAUUGGGUCAAAAUGAGAUUUUAUUGGAAAAGUGUUGUCCGGAGAACUUUCAUGUGAAAACUACAUGUGUUAUAAAUACUAUUGGGAAUAACAAUUUCUCUGAUGUACCAGUUUACGAUUUGAACGAAGACAACUCGAAUUUUCAAGUUAAAGAGAAAUUUAACAGUAUGUUUCGUGUGGUUGCUAAUGCGUCCAUUACUCCUGGAAAAGAAAUAACUAAUGCUCAAUUGAUGUUUAAUGGCUUCAUAAUUACGGACAAUGACGUCAAAGAGCCAUCAAGCUUUUGUUUAGACUAUAAAGAAAAUGGCAACUCUACUGAAAUUGGCUUUUGGUUAAUAAAUAAUGGAACACAACAUCAGGAGAAACCAGUAAAAGAUAUAGAACAAUCCUACAUAUCUAUUACUGCAUUAUUGACAUCAUGUGUGUUUCUCUCAUUGACAAUUCUGGUAUAUGUUUUACUACCAAAAUUACGAAAUAUGAAGGGCAAAAUCCUUUUAUCGUGUGUUAUCAGUCUUCUUGGUGCAUUUCUAGCAUUGGCUACCAUGCAAAUAGUGGAAAUAAGUAGUGCUACAGUACCACCGAGCCUUUGCUACAGUUUUACUUCCCUUUUUUAUUUUUUCAUCCUGUCGAGUUUCUGUUGGAUGAAUGCUUUGUCUUUCAUGAUGUGGCGAGAUUAUGGGCGCAUAUUCGAGCGAACACCGAGAGCUAACAAUCGAGAGAUUGAAAAUAGACGCUACAAGAAAUAUCUUGUUUAUGCUUGGGGAGUGCCUAUGAUUUUAACGAUUCUACUAAAUGUGUUAGAUCACGCAGGACUAGAGCGUUUUUCUUGGUUCAUGGUACCGAAUAUUAUACGAAAUGGUUGCUUUUUACAUGGAUAUGAAAGGCUACUUUACCUCGAUUUGCCUAUGCUGUUAUUGUUAAUAGGAAAUUGGUAUUUCUUUAUUAUAACGGCAUAUAAUAUAUGGGGAAUCUUCAAAGAAACUAAAAUUCUAAACGAGUCUGCAUUGUCUUUAAAAAAACUGUUAUUAGUGUACCUAAGACUUUCUGUUCUGAUGGGAAUUUCGUGGGUGUUAGAAAUUGUCGCGCACCUCUUGCCGCCUUCACAUCUGCAUCCAGUUUGGGUCGUGGUUGAUUUAUACAACGGGUUCAUUGGCGUCGGCUUCUUCAUGGUGCUCGUAUGCAAGAAGAAAAUAUGGAAUUCACUCCGACUAAGAUGGCAACACAAAGGCGCUUAUAAUACUGGUUAUUACUCGACUAGAUCUAAAUCAUCAAGAUUACAACAUACUCCAUAAAAAUUACGGAAGAUCUAGAUUAUUUUUUUAAAAUUAUAAACUACUUAUAAGAGUGUGUAGAAGAAGUAUAUUGUGCUAGAAGUAGGACAUUGCUUGCCCGCUCCUAAAGAUAUCGAUUACAUUUCAGAUGGAUUAAAAAAUUAAAUUUCGAUUAACUUAAAGUUUUUUUUCUUUAAAGAAACUUUAAAAUAACAGCAGCGCUUUGAAAAAGACUGCAAUCCCAACUGUUUCCGCAUGGAAGCCACUACCACAGCAAGUAUCGUAAUAAUAUAAUUAUAGGGUCAGCCAAGUCAUUAACGUCAGUGGAAUGGAUCAAUUUCUUUUGAUGUUUGUUAAAUUAAUAAGAAAUAAACCUGAUUUUGAGAUGGCAAUUUUUUUUGGCAUUAGUACUACUGCUGUUGGGAAUAUAUUUGUUACAUGAGUAAAUUUUGUUUAUGAAUUAUGGAAAAAAUAGAUAUUCGGCCUAGUCGCUCACUGGUUGAUUAUUAUAUUUUGCGAGAUUUAUUUAAGCAAUAUUAUCCAGCUACCAGAGUGAUAAUAGAUGGUACAGAAAUACGCAUAUCAAAAUCAAAAAAACCCUACAACGCAACAAACAACAUUUAGUAGCUACAAACACCACAACACUAAAAUAUUAUUGGUGGGCGCUACAUCUGGUGGCGUUUGUUCAGUUCAUCAGUCAUCUUGUAUCGUUUUGAUCAGAUGGAUAUGCAGGCUCUACCGGUGACCGUCAAAUAACUGAAAGUUCCCUUUUAGCUGGUAUUGAUGAAAAAGUUGCAAUAAUGGCUGACCGUGGAUUCAAUAAUUGUGUUAUGCUGUGUAAUUAA
Pieris napi is the source of this 2568-nucleotide messenger RNA. Its product is annotated as G-protein coupled receptor Mth2-like. The record is from RefSeq and is a predicted model, not a curated record. The transcript has 8 exons. Gene Ontology annotation, molecular function: G protein-coupled receptor activity. NCBI's taxonomy places the organism in Eukaryota, Metazoa, Arthropoda, Insecta, Lepidoptera, Pieridae. Gene Ontology annotation, cellular component: membrane. The coding region runs from base 410 to 1744 and encodes 444 amino acids. Gene Ontology annotation, biological process: cell surface receptor signaling pathway; G protein-coupled receptor signaling pathway.